Messenger RNA from Oncorhynchus nerka (sockeye salmon), 2342 nucleotides. RefSeq names its product sarcoplasmic reticulum histidine-rich calcium-binding protein-like. Gene Ontology annotation, biological process: endonucleolytic cleavage in 5'-ETS of tricistronic rRNA transcript (SSU-rRNA, 5.8S rRNA, LSU-rRNA); endonucleolytic cleavage to generate mature 5'-end of SSU-rRNA from (SSU-rRNA, 5.8S rRNA, LSU-rRNA). The record is from RefSeq and is a predicted model, not a curated record. Gene Ontology annotation, molecular function: U3 snoRNA binding. The transcript is spliced from 4 exons. Lineage: Eukaryota; Metazoa; Chordata; Actinopteri; Salmoniformes; Salmonidae. Gene Ontology annotation, cellular component: small-subunit processome; 90S preribosome; nucleolus. The coding region runs from base 1201 to 1857 and encodes 218 amino acids.
GUAGAGAGGAGGGAGGGAAAGGAUGCCAGGUCCGCAGGGAGGCGAGUUUUCCUCCAUUUCUGCUCGGCUGCCCAGAGCCCGGAGCCCUGCCCGGAGCCUUCCGUCUGGGACCGUUUACUUCCGUCUCGGAGCGUUUACUUCCGUCUCGGAGCGUUUACUUCCGUCUCGGAGCGUUUACUUCCGUCUCGGGCCGUUUACUUCCGUCUGGGACUGUUUACUUCCGUCUCGGGCCGUUUACUUCCGUCUCGGGCCGUUUACUUCCGUCUCGGGCCGUUUACUUCCGUCUGGGACUGUUUACUUCUGUCUCGAACUGUUUACUUCCGUCUCGGACCGUUUACUUCCGUCUCGGGCCUAUUGUACAUGGCCUGAGAGAGAUCAGGUUCUGAGCUAAAUGAAGGUACAGUUUAUAAACACAGGAGUGUUCACGUACUCAGUGUUUAGGCAUGUUGGUGUUGGGAACAUCGUGUAUAUGGUCAACACACUAGUGCAGCUCCAAAACAACAUGUCCUCUUAAAACUACUUAGAACACAUUAUGUUUAACAUAUUGAAAUUCUAACAACAUAUAACAUACGUGUGUUAAAAAUACUUAUUUAGGACAAGUCAAGAACUGAAGGGUAAUGGCUUUUAAAAAUGGCAUAUGUAUAUACACAUUUUAAAUUCAUAUGUAGUUAAAAUGACUGCCUCGGCACUUCUAGUGUUAAAAUCCAUUAAAAUAACUGUAUGGGAGAGACUAGGGUUCCAUGUUUGACAGUGAAGGAUUGGUCAGAGGUCAUUGUAUUGACAUAACAAUGGACCGUCAUACUGACACUAGAGGGUCUAGAAUGGGGUUGUAGAUGGGAUGGGUCACUUAGGUCAUGAUGAUGCGUACUAGGCUGCAUCCCAAACCCUAUUUACUAUCUAGUGCACUACUUUUGCUCACCAUAGAGCUCUGGUCAAAAGUAAUGCAGUUUGUAGGGAAAGUUGCAGUUAUGUAAGUCUUUAAUAGACUGGCCAUUGAACUUAGGUUAUGUAUGGUGUGCCAUGACCAUGGUUAUGUGUGCCAGGAUCAUAGGCUUCUAUAUCUGAUGUGGGUUACUCUGUGUGUACUGUCUGUGAACUCGUGACUUUCCUGUGUGGCCUCUAGCGAUCCGCCAGGGGGAAGAUGGUGCUAAGCAGCUGGAGAAGACUGUGCUGAAGCUACGUCAGGACCAGAAAGAGUCUAUGCUGCGCUACUGUGCUGUGUGGAACACCAAUGCACGGAGCUGUCUGGACGCCCAGGCUGUGAUCCAGGUGAUGCUCACACACCUUUCCCCUGAAGAGCUGCUCCAGUACCAAGGAGCACGCGCACACCUGGAGGGACUCAUACCUUACACUGAGAGGCACAUGCAAAGGAUCGGCCGUCUGCUGCAGGCCUCCAUGUUCCUGGACUACAUGUGGCAGAAGAUGAGAGUGACAGGAGCUCCAGCCAGUAUGGACUCGCAGGAUGAGGAGAUGGACACCGCCUCUCUUCAGGUGCCACACCCUCUGUUCAUGAUUGACAAGCGACGAGGUGAGGGUGGAGAUGGGACUAAGGAACAGGGGGAUGGAGAGGAGAGAUGGAAUGAGGGAGAGGCAGAGGAGGAUGAUGGUCUCGAGGAAGAUACCAACUGCCCGGCCAACAUGGAGGAGGAGGAUGAUGAUGAUGAUGAAGUCAGUAUCACCAGGAAAGCCUCAGUCAGGAGACAAAGGGAAGAAAAUGGACAGAACGGAAAAGAAAAUGGCAACCAUCACUCUGGCAGUGAGGAGAGUUCAAGAGAGGAGGACCGGGGAGACCAAACAGAGGCUAAGAUCCUCCUGUCUGCAGCGUCCCUUCCACCCCUCCAGGCAAUCAUCAGCUGAUGGCAGACUGUCUGACAUCAAGCCCACUAAGGAUGCCUGAGUGUGAACCCGCGGGAGUCUCCUUCAGCAUGGACCACUGCCUGGAGCAACAGUGUGGCUUUAUAGACACUGACAGAGAAGCAGGUCCUGAACGACCUUUUAUAAUAAACUGGUUUUGAGGUCGAUAGGCCUGGCUGGCAGCCAUUUUGGAAAACCGUGUCAUUUUUCAUAAAUAGUGCCACAAGUUUUUCCUGACCAUGUUAGCUCAUCGGGAAAAACUCUGGGUGCUAUUGGAAGCCUACUAAUGGUACCUAGUGGAAGCCUGCUACUAGAGGUCAGGAAUUGUCGAGGCUCUACCCGUAACUUCUUCCCCAUUCUUCUCAACAGAAAAGUGCUUGUGAAUUUUUAUAUUUGUAUGUUGUUGUGCAGUCCUGCUCUUCCACAUAAACAACACAUUUUGUUUGUCAUGAUUACAAAUGCAUCUGGAAUAAAAUGUAUGCCUUGUA